UAUUCGAGUGCUCGAUUAUGUCGAAGUAACGAUAUAUAUCGAAUGAAAUCGAUUAGUACUAUAUCGCAAAGAUAAGUAAUGGUCUUUCCUUCGUGAUCAUAGUCACUAAGAGGAACUAACAAUGGCGGACUCUGCUCCAGCCGCGCGUGGGGGUUUUCGUGGAGGUUUUGGUACUCGUGGUGCUGGCGGAGAUCGUGGUGGGCCUCGAGGAAGGGGUCGUGGGGGAAGAGCAAGAGGACGUGGUCGUGGUCGUGGCAAAGAAGAUAGUAAAGAAUGGAUACCUGUUACUAAGUUGGGCCGUUUAGUUAGAGAUGGAAAGAUACAGUCUUUAGAACAUAUUUAUCUCUUUUCUUUACCUAUCAAAGAAUAUGAAAUUAUUGAUAAAUUUCUUGGACCUGAUCUUAAAGACGAAGUCUUAAAAAUUAUGCCGGUCCAAAAACAAACUAGAGCAGGUCAACGUACCCGUUUUAAGGCCUUUGUAGCAAUUGGAGAUACCAACGGUCAUAUUGGUUUAGGUGUAAAGUGUUCUAAAGAAGUAGCUACUGCUAUUCGUGGUGCUAUUAUUCUUGCUAAACUUUCUGUAGUACCUGUACGCAGAGGUUAUUGGGGAAAUAAAAUUGGUAAACCACAUACAGUACCUUGCAAAGUAACUGGUAAAUGUGGAUCAGUACAAGUGCGUUUAAUUCCUGCACCAAGGGGUACAGGAAUCGUAUCAGCACCUGUUCCUAAAAAACUGUUACAAAUGGCUGGUAUCGAAGAUUGUUAUACCUCAGCUAGAGGAUCUACUUGCACUCUGGGAAAUUUUGCAAAAGCAACAUAUGCUGCUAUAGCUAAGACUUAUGCUUAUUUAACACCAGAUCUAUGGAACGAACAACCUUUACUUAAAGCACCAUAUCAAGAAUAUGCUGAUUAUUUGUCCAAGACUCAUAAAACUGUAGCAGGUCAGCGAGCUGCAGAAGUUGUUUAAAGAAUAAACUUGAGCUCUAUGAGAACCACCUAA
Vespula vulgaris is the source of this 1000-nucleotide messenger RNA. It is a transcript of the gene RpS2, whose product is annotated as 40S ribosomal protein S2. Gene Ontology annotation, biological process: translation. The transcript is spliced from 3 exons. The record is from RefSeq and is a predicted model, not a curated record. Gene Ontology annotation, cellular component: ribosome; cytosolic small ribosomal subunit. Bases 122 to 967 code for a protein of 281 amino acids. Gene Ontology annotation, molecular function: RNA binding; structural constituent of ribosome. Lineage: Eukaryota; Metazoa; Arthropoda; Insecta; Hymenoptera; Vespidae.